AUGGCCGACAACAAUUCGAUCAAGUCGAUGCGUGAAUGUCGCAAAGAAGUACCCUUCGGCUACUCUCGAGGCUGUCAGUCUGUGACAUGCGCAACGCGUGUACAUGCCUCACUUUUCGCCCGACACCCGGUCGGUUUGGCCACAGCGUCAUCGUUGCUAACCUCCUCUGACCUUGCCAACUGCUCGACUGCCCAACUGCCCGACCGCCCGACCGCCCAACAACCCGGUCGUGUCGAUAGCGGUUUUAUGCUUUUGACCGAUGGCCAACGCCAGACUCCGAGAGCCUACGACUGGUCGAAGUGGAUGCCGCAAAGCCAAUCAGAGUGUACACACCAGCCUCCUUGUCGACCGGGCAACAACGGUCGAUGGAGCCCUGACAACGGCCAGAACCGAGGGCUGACAAGUGACCCAGUUUUGGAUGUUGCCUCGCCUCGGCAACCGAGGCAACUGCAUAUAUGUAUGACGGUUGAUUGCCUCGUUGCCAGUCCGUGA
Protopolystoma xenopodis is the source of this 492-nucleotide messenger RNA. The record is from the annotation of a GenBank genome assembly. Lineage: Eukaryota; Metazoa; Platyhelminthes; Monogenea; Polystomatidea; Polystomatidae.